Neoarius graeffei (lesser salmon catfish) is the source of this 2252-nucleotide messenger RNA. It is a transcript of the gene gja5a, whose product is annotated as gap junction protein, alpha 5a. Lineage: Eukaryota; Metazoa; Chordata; Actinopteri; Siluriformes; Ariidae. The transcript is spliced from 2 exons. Gene Ontology annotation, biological process: cell communication. Bases 275 to 1495 code for a protein of 406 amino acids. The record is from RefSeq and is a predicted model, not a curated record. Gene Ontology annotation, cellular component: connexin complex.
GCUUCAGAGCAGAAGGAGCAACUUAUCAUCACCAGAGACACAUACGCAUAUCUGCAGAUCUUUACAGAGUGCAUCAUUGUCCAUCAUACCCAGCAGGCACCAUCGGGCCAGAGCCCCAAGUACCCCGGAGCAGCAGGAUAAGGACUUUCCUCCUCAUCCUCAGGAAACGAGAGCAGGGACGCUGAGCUGCUCUCAUACACACUCAUCUAUUUUAUUGAGACAUCAGUGGGACAGAAGCAGUCAGAGGGAGCAGAAGUAUAGACAUUGAGGAACCAUGGGGGACUGGAGUCUCCUUGGAAAUUUCCUGGAGGAGGUGCAGGAGCACUCUACCUCAGUGGGGAAGGUUUGGCUCACCAUCCUUUUUAUCUUCCGGAUCCUGGUCCUGGGUACAGCGGCUGAGUCGUCUUGGGGUGAUGAGCAGUCCGAUUUCAUGUGUGACACCCAACAGCCUGGUUGCACCAAUGUCUGCUAUGACCGUGCCUUCCCCAUUGCCCACAUCCGCUACUGGGUGCUACAAAUCGUCUUUGUCUCCACACCCUCACUUAUCUACAUGGGCCAUGCCAUGCACACUGUGCGCUUGGAGGAGAAACGACGGCGACAAGAGCAGGAGCGUGAGGCAGAUGAGGGAAGAGGGGAACCAGGAAAUGGUGAGAAAGAGUACCUGGAGCAGAAAGCUUCUGAAACACCAGCCAAGAUUCGCCUAAAAGGUGCACUGCUACAGACUUAUGUAUUGAGCAUCUUGAUCCGCUUGGUCAUGGAAGUGACUUUCAUUGUGAUCCAGUAUAUGAUAUAUGGUAUCUUUUUGAAGGCAUUGUACCACUGCGAUACAUUGCCAUGUCCCAACCCAGUCAACUGCUACAUGUCACGGCCUACAGAGAAGAACGUCUUCAUUGUGUUCAUGCUGGUGGUGGCAGCCGUGUCCCUAUUUCUCAGUGUUUUGGAGCUUUAUCACCUUGGCUGGAAGCAGUGCAGGAGAUGCUUCCAGAAAUAUGCUGAGAGCCGUGCCAUUAACAGCAACAGUGAAACCAACAGCAAAAGCGGCAAAGCUGUUUCUGCAUCCAUGGCACCUAACUUUCCAAACAGCUCCCAGUCACAUCCUACCAAGAACUGCACCCCACCUCCAGAUUUUAACCAGUGUUUAGUAUCAGGAAGAGGAUCACCCUCACCUGGACAUGUUCAUCACCAUGUUCAUUCCAUCCACUCAAGCUACCAACCUUUCACCAACCACUUGGCCCACCAGCAGAACUCAGCCAACCUGGCCACUGAGCGACACUGCCGGCAUAGCCAAGAUGACCUGGGGACAGGGGAGGAUUUCUUGAGGAUGAACUAUGAUCAUCGACCAGCAAUUGUGGCUUGUGGAAACAGCCCUGCUGAAGUGCUACCCAGUGCUCCUUCCACACCAACUUCCAAUGGCAGCUUCAUCAGAGACAAACACCGCUUAAGUAAAACUAGUGGCUCCAGUAGCAGUAAAACACGGCCUGACCUAACAGUGUGAUCAGGGUGUGGCCAGAUCCCAGUGUAUAGUGGUGAAGGAAGAUUUUGGGUAUAUGUACACUAUAUGGCCAAAAGUAUGUGGACACCAUAUGUGGGUCAUUCAUGUUACCACAAAUUUGAAAUGACACAUUUGUCUCACAUGCUGUAUCAUUAUGAUUUACCUUCAUUGGAACUAUAACCUAAACUUUUUCCAGCAUGUGUGCAAUGCUUCUGUACACAAAUCGAGGUCCAUGAAAACAUGGUUUGCUAAGGUUGGAGUGGGAAAACUCAAAUGAUCUACACAGAACCCUGACCUCAACCCCACUGACCACUUUUGGGAUGAACUGGAAAGCCAACUGCACCCCAGGCCUUCUUGCCAAACAUUGGUUCCUGAUCUCACUAAUGCUCUUGUGGCUGAAUGAACACAAAUCCCCACAGCCACAUUGUAAAAUGUAGUAGAAAGCCUACCCAGAAGAGUGGAGGUUAUUAUAACAGUAAAGGGGAACAACAUCUGGAAUGGGAGGUUCAACAAGCACAUAUAGGCAUGACUGUCAGGUGUCUACUUACUUUUGGCCAUAUAGCAUAAGUAUGUGUACAUUCUAAAAAUCGCUGGGCCAAAAAUAACAAUUUAGGUCCAUUUGGAAACCCAGUGCUGGAUGCAAUACAAACUGACCAAGUAAGGCUAGGUUAGGAUGUUGACCCAGCAUGCCAAUUUGCUUCUAUUUAAGAUCAGAUUUUAUUCAUCCUGAUGGGAAAUUAGGGUAAAAAAUAACUACAUU